Molecule: messenger RNA, 773 nt
Organism: Amyelois transitella
Lineage: Eukaryota; Metazoa; Arthropoda; Insecta; Lepidoptera; Pyralidae
Product: circadian clock-controlled protein daywake-like
Exons: 5
Coding region: 35-748 (237 amino acids)
Source: RefSeq, a predicted model, not a curated record
UUCUAGAUUUGUAGAUAGUUUUGAUAUUAAAAAUAUGAAAUCCUUAAUUAUUUUAGUUGCUUGUGCUUUAUUCUGUUCCUGUAAUGGACAGAUGGAAGUAUCCUUCAUCACAUCCUGUACCCAAGAGGACCGACGAUGCCUGAAGUCCUCAGCUCAGAGGGCGGUGCCUGUCAUAGCGGCUGGGGUCCCGCAACUGAGCAUGAAACCCUUGGACCCGAUGCAGCUGCCCAGGAUCCUGGCCAACCAGGCCGGGCUGAAGAUGGACUUUAGAAACAGCGUGGUUAAGGGCCUGAGGAACUGCCUCGUUGAGGAUAUUGUACGGCACGGCGAUGCGAUGAGUAUCACGAUGAAAUGUUCAGCAACCGUGGUGGGGGACUACUCGCUGGAUGGGCGGCUGCUGGUAAUGCCGAUCAAGGGAGAGGGCCGCUACAAGAUUAAGAUUCGUGACAUCGUUGUGAAGUUCUCAUUCGAGAUGGGUCACCGCGAGUCCGGGGGAGAGAAGUACUGGACCUUCGAGACGUGGCGCUACACCAGCCGCGUGGACAACAACGUCAACUUCCAGUUCCAAAACCUCUUCAACGGGAACAAGGAGCUAUCGGACUCGGUCCACCAGUUCGCCAACGGGAACUGGCGCGACAUCUUCAAGGAGCUGUCUCCCCCCAUCCUUGACGCCGUCAUGAAGGAGAUCGUCACGGAGGUCAGGAAGCUCUUCAACAACGUGCCUAUGCGCAAGCUGGCUUUGGACUAGACCUGGAAGAGAGACAGCUGGAAGU